Exaiptasia diaphana is the source of this 817-nucleotide messenger RNA. RefSeq lists its product as uncharacterized. The record is from RefSeq and is a predicted model, not a curated record. Bases 107 to 715 code for a protein of 202 amino acids. NCBI's taxonomy places the organism in Eukaryota, Metazoa, Cnidaria, Anthozoa, Actiniaria, Aiptasiidae. The transcript is spliced from 5 exons.
UAAGGUAACUACACUUCAUCUCACACUUGUGCCAGAAAAACAACCAAGUCAACCAAAGCAAGCAAAACUAUAAGUAUAAACACUGGUGUUCUGAGUAAAUCCAGCGAUGAAGGCUAUAAUUUUUGGGCUUCUGCUUGGUGUGUUACAAACUGCAUCUUCCAGCAGAUCUUUCCAUGAUGAUGUUUUUAAAGAAUGCUUUAGAAAGUACACUAUUAGCUUUUCAUUACCACCAACACUGAAAAACCACUGUUCUACCAUUAAGAAUACCAGUGAUUGCUUAGGCUAUUAUGCAACAGUCGAUGGACCACUUCUUGACCUUAUGAGAUUCUACAUUCUCGAGCAUGCUUUUUUUGACAUUCGCACUCACCUUUGUCAACCAUACGACCUCAGUAACAUCCAAAUGGUGCUCGAUGGCUCAGACGUUUUUAAAAAGUAUGGAAAAUAUUCUAUUGAAUACGUUCCCCAGGAAGGAGCAGCGCUUUUGAUGUGUGCAAGACAAGUUCAUCUGUCUGCAAAAGAUUAUUACAAAACCAUCGUGACUUUACAACAGCUCCUUUGUGAUGAUCCAGUUAAUCUUGUCAAGUUCUACAAAGCAAAAGCAAGAGAGAUCAAGUGCAAAUCUAAGGUUUUGGAAGCUUUUAUUUCCACAAUUAAGCAUAUUGUUCCAAUGCUCAAUGAUGAAAUAAGGAAGAAACUUCACAUCUCCUGUCCUUAACUCAAGCAGCAACGAAAAACUUAACUCUUGAUAAUUCGAUUUAUUGUUAAUUGAAUGAAGUCAAUUAUAUGUUAAUUCAUUAUAAAUAAAGUUGGAUUGUUC